Molecule: messenger RNA, 2109 nt
Organism: Sporothrix brasiliensis 5110
Lineage: Eukaryota; Fungi; Ascomycota; Sordariomycetes; Ophiostomatales; Ophiostomataceae
Product: 2,4-dichlorophenol 6-monooxygenase
Exons: 2
Coding region: 1-2109 (702 amino acids)
Molecular function (GO): FAD binding
Source: RefSeq, a predicted model, not a curated record
AUGGCACCGGCUGACAUCAACAUCGGCUCCAGCACCACGCCUUCAAUUCCUGCUAGCAUACAAGUCUCUUCACCGCAGUCUACCAUUCCCUGUGCCCAGGAGCAUACAUCGUCGUCGACCAAUAAUGGAUCCACACCCAAUGGCGAGCUCCAUAUCGUCGGCCCAGACGCAAGCUCCGUGUCUGGAGCACCUCCGGCUGCCAGCGGUACACACGAGGUUGUUGCGCCCACUAUGCCCUCCAUCCCCUCCACAUAUCCCCCACCGCCACCUGGCAUUGCCGAUUGUCCUGCUGCCGUCAGCAACAAAGUCAUCGAGACCGAGAUUUUGAUUGUCGGUGCCGGCCCCUCGGGCGCCUCACUUGCUUGUUUUCUUGCCGAGUAUGGCUUGAAAGGUAUCAUUAUCAGCGCGGCGCCCGGCACAGCCAACACGCCGCGCGCACACAUUACCAACAUUGCCGCGCUCGAGUGCUUGCGCGACAUCGGCCUCGACGCGGCUCUCAAGCAGGUGUCGUCCGAAGGCAGCUGCAUGAUGCACACGCGCUGGUGCCACAGCAUGGCCGGUGCCGAAUACGCCCGCAUCUACUCCUGGGGCAACGACCCUAAGCGGAAGGGCGAUUAUGAGUCGGCGAGUCCCUGUGCGCCUAUGGACCUGCCACAAACGCUGCUGGAGCCUGUGCUCGUGCGGCAUGCCACCCAUGCCGGCUACAAAAUGCGUUUUGACACUGCUCUCCUCGGAUUCACCAGGGACACUACCACAGGCAUGUACACGGCGACACUGAGGGACAAGUUGGCCAAUGUCGAAUACCGUGUGUGCACCAAGUACAUCUUUGGUGCAGACGGUGCGCAGAGCCAGGUCGUCAAGCAGCUGGACCUGCCGCUCAUCAAGAAACCCGGCCAGGGCCUGGCCGUCAACGUACUCGUGCGCGCCGACAUGUCGCACUUGGUGGACGCCCGCCGGGGCAACCUGCACUGGGUCAUGCAGCCGGACCGAGAGCACCCGGCUUUUGGCUGGAUGGGCCUUGUACGCAUGGUUAAGCCGUGGCACGAGUGGAUGUUCAUUCUCUUUCCGAGUCGCGAUGUCGACGGCGCCGACAACUUCGAAUCCUUGUCGAAGACGACCAACGAGGAGUACCUGGCCCGCGUGCGCGGCUUUAUCGGUGACGACACGCCUGCCGAGAUUCUGAAUGUCAGCAAGUGGUACAUCAACGAGAUUGUCGCCGAGACCUACUCGGUCGGCAACGUCUUCUGCCUCGGCGACGCCGUCCACCGCCACCCGCCCAUGAACGGCCUGGGAUCGAACACCUGUAUUCAAGACGCCUUCAACCUCGCCUGGAAAGUCGCCUAUGUGCACAAUGGCUUGGCCGGCCCGCAGCUGCUCGACACGUACAGUGUCGAGCGCCAGCCUGUCGGCAAAGGCAUCAUCACGCGCGCCAACCAGGGCUUCCGCGACCAUUACAAUGUCUGGGAGGCCCUGGGCGCGCUGCCCAGAACGGUCAAAGACCGGCGGGCCGUUCUGGACGAACUCGAGGCGCCCACCCCGGCCGGGCAAGCUCGCCGCAACACGCUGCGCCAAGCCAUUCAUCACACAACCCAUGAGUUCAAUGGCCUGGGUAUCGAGAUGAACCAGCACUACAGCGGCCAGGGAAUCUAUGUCGCCGACGAGAGCGAGGCCUGGACGCUGCCCGGCCGUGCUGCCGUCGACCCCAUCUUGUACCACGAGCCCAACACGUACCCGGGCAGCCGCCUGCCCCACGUCUGGCUCAACCACGGCGCCAUUCCGUCCGCCAAGCCCACCUCCACCAUUGACAUCGCCGGCCACGGCAAGUUUGUGCUGUUCACGGGCAUCGGCGGCGACGCCUGGCAUGGUGCGGCGUCUCGCGUGUCCGAGGCCCUGGGCGGCGUUCCCCUCCACGUGCACACUGUCGGCUUCCGCCAGCAGUGGGAGGACUUCUACUUUGCCUGGGCCGAACUGCGCGGCGUCGGCGAGUCGGGCGCUGUGCUGGUGCGCCCGGACCGCUUUGUUGCGUGGCGUGCACAAGAGGUGGCCGGCGACGAGGCGGCGUGUGCGGCCAAGCUGGCGACGGUGAUGCGAUCUAUUCUGGGUCUGUAG